AUGGAAAUGGGAGACAACAGAAGCGAUUUCGGGGAACUGAGGAUCCCGCGCUACAUCAUCACGCUGCACGAGCUGCUGGCCCACACGCCCCACAACCACGUGGAGCGUCGCUCGCUGGACGAGGCGCGCAAACAGCUCGAGCAGCUCAGCAGGCAGAUGCACGACGAGGUCAGCGAAACGGAGAACAUCCGGAAGAACCUCGCGAUCGAACGGAUGAUCGUGGAGGGCUGCGACAUCCUGCUGGACGUCAACCAGGUGUUCGUUCGCCAAGGGUCGCUAGUUCACAUUUUGCCCGAAAAACAGCAGCGGAAGGCUCCGAAGAUCCGUCGCGGUCCACUGGACGGUUUCACGCGCAAGAGCGACCGGGACAAGGAGCUCAUCCGACAGUGUUUCCUGUUCAGUAAUCACCUGAUCCUGGCGACGCGGACCAGUAACGGUCACCUGCACCUCAUCAACGGGAUAGGACGCGUGUCGCUGGCCGAUGCCAUCCUGAUCGAGGACCCGUCGGAGAACGACGACGACCUCGGAGAAGGCCGCCUGGGGUCACGACAAUCGCCCAGGGUCAGUCCGGAGGCAGUCCCGCCGCCUGCGAGGGGUGCCCAGGAGAAGGCCGCCUGGGUCAGCGACAUCGCCCAGUGCCUGGACAACGUGCAGUUCAACAACUGGUUUCGCAGCUCGGUCUCGGACACGUCGUCAGUGACCAUGCCGCACUCGAUCCGGAACGACCCCAAGCUCUUCCGCGACGACAUCGACAUCCGCUUCUCCAAGACGCUCAAUUCCUGCAAGGUGCCGCAGGUGCGGUACGCCACGCCGGAGCGGCUGCUGGAGCGACUGACGGACCUGCGCUUCCUCUCCAUCGACUUCCUCAACACGUUCCUGCUGACGUACCGCGUCUUCACGGACGGCGUCACCGUCCUGAACGCCCUCAAGACCGUCUAUUUCUCCGCCGAGAAAGGCGACUCGGACGACCCAACAUCACCGCCGGGGGAGGCGCGCCGGCGGGAGAGCGCUCUCAGCACGACGCUGCGCAUCGGCCAGGGCGAGUCGUCUCGUCGCAUCUCCACCGCCAGCACCGUCUCCUGCGUCUCGGCCUGCAGCGAGGGGAACGUGUUCGAGUCGCCGCUGAGGGGGCAGCACUGGCGCUGGACCCACCGACGCU
Messenger RNA from Pollicipes pollicipes, 1159 nucleotides. Its product is annotated as ras-specific guanine nucleotide-releasing factor 2-like. Lineage: Eukaryota; Metazoa; Arthropoda; Thecostraca; Pollicipedomorpha; Pollicipedidae. The record is from RefSeq and is a predicted model, not a curated record. The transcript has 10 exons. Gene Ontology annotation, cellular component: cytoplasm. Gene Ontology annotation, molecular function: guanyl-nucleotide exchange factor activity. The annotation marks the transcript as partial.